This is a messenger RNA of Cylicocyclus nassatus, 1680 nucleotides long. The record is from the annotation of a GenBank genome assembly. Lineage: Eukaryota; Metazoa; Nematoda; Chromadorea; Rhabditida; Strongylidae.
AGGGCAGUUCACGGAUUUGCUGCGCGCCGGUGGUGACGACCUCGUUUUCACUGUUCGUCGAGGAUGGCCUUCAAGGCAGUAGUUCUAGUUGGCGGCCCACAGAAAGGUGCGUUUUAUCAAAUUCUCUACAAAUGGGUGUAUUCCUUGCUGCUGGAGCACUUCUAUCGCUCUAUGCGAUAUUUCUCGUCUUACCUGUCGUACUGAUGGCUGUUGCCGUACAGAAUUGUCCACUUUCUUUGUAAACAUGCUAGGAACGCGUUUUCGUCCUCUAUCGCUUCAACUUCCAAAACCUUUAUUUCCUAUUGCGGGCGUUCCAUUAGUAGAGCAUCACAUUGAUCAACUAUCACAGCUUUCUGGACUUUCUGAAAUAGUACUUAUUGGCUCGUAUUCGUCAGACCUCUUCACAGAUUUUAUUGGAAGAUGUCAACAAACUUACCGUAUCUCCAUCAAGUAUGCACAAGAACAACAGCCAAUGGGCACCGCCGGUGGUCUGGUGGCUCACAGAGAACUAAUUCUCAAAGAUUCACCUGCAGCACUAUUUGUCAUCAACGGCGAUGUUUGCGGUGAUCUUCCUGUGGAUGAGAUGGUCAGCCGAAUCGCUACUCUACCCGAAGACAGUUGUUUACUUCUCACCACUGAGGCAACACGAGAACAAAGCGGUAAUUUUGGAAACGUGGUUAUCGAUAAUACCGGUCGCAUUGUACAUUAUGUGGACAAACCCACAACUUUUGUUUCUACGCACAUCUCUUGCGGAGUUUAUCUGAUAAAAACUAGUGUGGUGAAGGGUUUAAUGUUGGACCAUUCCACUAAUUUAUGGUUUGAAACUGAUGUCUUCCCGAAAAUGGCUUCCAACGGCAAGUUAUACGCAUUGCAUACAACGCGUUGGUGGAGCCAGACUAAAACAGCAGCGGCUGUGCUAUAUGCAAAUCGACAUUAUCUGCGUCUUUUUAAAAAGAGAUACGCAGCUCGUCUAUGUAAAGAUCGAGCACAAAUUGUUGGUGAUGUCUUCAUCGAUCCCAGUGCUGAGGUGGACAAGUCAGCUAAAAUAGGACCAAAUGUUAGCAUAGGGCCAAAUGCAAAGAUUGGGAAAGGAGUGAGAAUCAAGGAAUCUAUCAUUCUUGCCGAUGCAGUUGUAAAUGAACAUGCUUGUGUACUGCACUCGGUCAUCGGAUGGCGUUCCGUAAUUGGUGCCUGGUCACGUGUUGAAGGAAUUCCACUUGCACCCAAUCCGAAUUUACCUUUUGCUAAGCUUGAAAAUAAACCACUGUUUCUAUCGGAUGGUCGUCUCAAUCCUUCACUCACUAUUCUUGGCUCAGACGUUUCGAUAGCACCGGAAACUAUCGUUUUAAACUGCGUUGUCUUGCCUUACAAGGAACUGUCUUGUAGUUACAAAAAUCAAAUAAUACUGUGAUUGUUGGUCAUAUGAAAGUCUGUUAGAUAUCUAAUCUGGUAUGUAUAUGUAUUGUCAAGUCAACAUUUCCGUUCACAUAGUAUUUAUUCGCUUUUUCUGUGAUCAUUGAGUGUCUCAGUUUGCUGUGCUGCUGUCGUUUUAGUUUUGGUUUUGCCAAAAAGAGCGAUAUGAGGAACGGUAAUUUGUUAGUACCCAUUCCAAUAUAUAUAUCUAUCUACGCUGUGAUAUUGCCUUUAUGAUUUAUGAGAAGAAAUAAAUUAUGCUUUAUU